Molecule: messenger RNA, 3770 nt
Organism: Biomphalaria glabrata
Lineage: Eukaryota; Metazoa; Mollusca; Gastropoda; Planorbidae
Exons: 11
Coding region: 1126-2562 (478 amino acids)
Source: RefSeq, a predicted model, not a curated record
UGUAAAGACGAAAGUUUGACUUCAGUAAUGAGUCAUCAUGUAGUGACAAAGGAAGAAAACAAUUGAAAAAAGUACAGCACAUUUUAAGGGCAUAAAUUUUGGAUUCUAAGUUUCCUACAUUGGCAGUAGUUGUAUUAUUUUACUUCAUAAGAAUACAAGAUUGUAUCAUGUUUUAACACUGUAAUUCAUUAUAGGAGACAUACUCUAAGUAAUAUUAUUCGAAAUACCUGAUUAAGAAUAUUUUAUCCUGUGUGAAAAGUCGGCAAAGUUUGAUUUCGUUACAGUUUUAUAGACUGUAGUAUCUUUUAUGUGCUUCUCAAUCCCUUAAACGUCAAUAAUAUUCUUUUUCAAAUUUAUCCAUAUUAUUAAAAGACCAUUUCGACGGCCGGACUGUUAAAUUUAUCUGGCUUUCUUUUGUAAAAAGUAUGUGUUUUGAUUCAGGCAAAUCGUUUACAAGAUGUGUUUACUUGAAUUAUCUGAACAUUGCAGAGACUUCGGAUACAUCUUUUUUUAAUAAGUGAAUCAAGAAGCUAUCCACAAAGAUCAGAAUAAAAAUUUUGUUAAAACAUAUCUUUAUAGUGUUUUGUUUCCAUCUACAUUUGUUUUUCGUAACCCGUUCAAAAGGACUUGAAAUGUAUCGCUUUAUAAGUGAUUGAGACGAAAAAUCAGGAGCCGGCAACCCAGUAGUACACCCUGGCAGAGCCUGCGAGGCUGCUAACCUCAAACUGUAUCGGCAGUUUCCGUUCCUUUGGAUACAUCAGCUACGUGGAGAGGGGAGAACUGAUGUGUAGUCGACAUCGCUCCCACCACAGCUAAUGAUUAUCCAUGAGAUUAUCCAUUACCGCAGCUGACGCAGGCCAUAUAUCCAAAUCUGUUAUACUGCCACAUCUAAAUGGGUGUAUAACAUAAUCUGAGAAAAGUAAGGCGUUCGUCUUUAUUCGGGCUCCAAAGCCUUUAAUCUUCAACAUUGCUAAACUUAACAUCAUCUACGCCAUGAAUAGAUGUUUAUGAGGGGACUAUACUGUUAAUGAAGUUUAAUUUCCUGUUUCAACUAUUGUCACAUAAAAAUUGUAUGAUAGUAAAUGAGAAUAUAAAUACCAUUGCCAUUUUUUCACUUUGAACAAAAUGAAUAAAUAUAAAAUUCUCAUAUUGUGCGUGGAAAUGCUUGUAAAAAUCGUAGCGACUGUUCAAAUACAUUGUGGUAUAGGAGUAAAUGGAGGCAAAGGUUCACUUUAUAUUACAACCAACAUUAAUUACACUGAAGACAUCCUGAUAGUCAGAGCAAGUAAACGUAAUAUAGAAGCCUUAACAAUGACUAAUUGUAAAUGUUCUAAUGGCUGUACAUGUGACCCAGCUUUUCAGCCACAAAACGUUACGACGUCAAUAACAAACGAAAUGGUAAACAUAAAUAUUAGUUUUUACAACGUUACAAAAGAUUAUGAAGGACAAUUUUCAGUAGUGAAUAAAAAUCUUAAAAAGCCAAUUGUGAAUAAAACGUGCUACUUCCAAGUUAUUGAAAUUCCAAAAGAAGUCAAAUGCCAUUCCGAGCCGAUGAAAAACGGUCUGUAUAUUGUGCAAUGUUCUGCUCAAACUAGAAAUAAAAUUACGACGUGUAUAUUUUACAAUGGUAAUGAUGAGAGCCCUGAAACUCCAGUGAUUACAGCUAGCAACUCUCAAAUUAACUGUACACUAUAUAACUUAACUAUGGUAUCAGAGGAACGUAAUAUUACUUUUUUAAUAUAUGCUAAUGUUACUGGCCAUGAUACUGAUACUCAGUUCGGAACAAAUUUAACAUAUACCAUUCGCAAAGACACAAUUUCUACUAGAUCUACUGCCUUUCCUAAUAAUUAUGCAGAAACAACCUCGCUGUGCGCAUAUACAGAGUGUAUUUUUCAUUUCUCAAACUCGGAAAGAAUUUGUAGCAGCUGUAUUCACGACAAAAACAUGUCAAAUAUAAAAGAGACUUUGUCAAUGUAUAAAUUAGAAAAUGUUACAGCAACUAUAAAAACUGACAAUUUUAACCUAACGAUUUGUCAUGAAUCAGACAAUAAAUUUUUAACCAAUACUGAAAACAAGUCAUACUCAAACUUUACUGUAGGAUUAUACAUCUGCAAAAGUGAUCAUUUAACACAGUAUUUUAUAUGCAAUGAAUGUGAAUCACAAAGAUAUCAGAUGAAGUGCUGUUUUCACAGUAACUUAACAGACAUUUCCAAUAGAUCAUCAGUCGAAGAAAUACCACAGUGUGAAGUUUAUACAGGCUCAAAGACAAAAAUCAUUUUGGCAUCGAUAGCAGUGCUAGUGGCCACAAGCAUGUUAACAUUAUUCUUCGUAAAGCAAACUGAUUGUUAUAAAAGAUUUAAAAUGUAUUUACGUCUUAAAAAAAUAAGAGAAAAUGGAGACGCAAAAAACAAAGAAGUGAACACAUUUUAUAACUCUGACAUCUAUGACCUUAAUGUUUAUGUCAAGAAUAUGGAAGAUACCUACUGUACUAUAGGCGAAGCUCGUACUAUGGCCUUAGAAAUACAGAAUUCAAAAAAUGUAUUAUGCAUUGUAAAUUAUUAAACCCCUUAAGAAAAUUGUCAUAUGUUUUUUGUUUGUUUGUUGGUUGUUGUUUUUUUUUAUUUUAUUAAACUUUUCAAUCUGUAUAUUAUUAAAUUAUUUUUUUGUUAUUGAAUCUAUGUAUUUAAUAAGACAUAUUGUAUAUGGCAAACACAGGGCGUUUUAGACAGGAUGAGAUACAUUAAAAGAACUUACGUAACAGAAUUAAAAACUUUUUUCCUUAAAUAGGUUUAGAUGAAUAUGUUAAGAAUUCUUUGUAUACUAAAAUUGAUCAAUCAAUAAAAGAAUUUUAAUUUUGUAAAUGUAAAAGCUUUUAUGGUCAUUUACUUAUAGGAAUUUAACGUAAGGAGAAAUUCGAUAUCUAUAUUUUUCAUUGCCAUUACAAACCUCAAGCAUGAAGAUGCCCAUGCUAUUAGGAUUUUACUGUAAAGUUAUAAAGUGACACUUAUUUUUACUGUGACUCAUUUUAAAACACUUCUUAAUUACUUUUCAUUAUUUAUUCGUUGUAUAUAUAUAUAUUGCGUAUUUAGCAUUUUUUUAAAUCUUAUCCUUCAGAUUACAAGUAUAAUUAAGAUUCCUACGCCUAUCUUAUCUUAUCUUAUAUAAUAAAGACGUUGCUUAAAAAAAUAAGAUGAUUACGUCCUACGCUUCAUGCUUCUAGUCAUGCAUGUUAACCUAAAGUCUGCGAAGUCACUUCCUGGUUGUGUUAAACUGGUUUUGCAUGACUCUAACUAUGCUAACGGAUUGGAUUCCUAGCUGGUUUAACCUUUUUUUUUAUUGCUCUGAUAGCAUUAGGGAUAAAUGGGCGCUUGUGCAAAUUUGUCCUAGCAUAUUAAAUAACUUUUAGUGGUUUUUUUUUUGGUAUUUUAUUAGUUUACAUUUUUGAAUUAGUAAGUUAUGGUUUAGUGUUUUAUGUAGGCUAUGGUUCCCAUCAAGGGUGCUCGAGUUCAAACCUCGUCUCGAGCAGAGUUGUGUUUUCGGAGCCACUAAAAGUAACUCGCAAACCUUCUUUCCAGGUAUCACCUGCUUCCGUAAUUCCACAAAAGAGAUUAGACCAGAGCACAAUGAGCAUGUAUAGAGCAUGGAAAAUGCGCUUUACAAACGUAAUUUAAAAUAUUGGCUCUAAGUUUAAUAAUUUUACUGAUGUUAUUACGCUAAUCUAAUGUGAAUAUGUCAGCAGUUUCUUUAGGUAAAUAAAUAAUACCUUAACA